Molecule: messenger RNA, 270 nt
Organism: Dovyalis caffra
Lineage: Eukaryota; Viridiplantae; Streptophyta; Magnoliopsida; Malpighiales; Salicaceae
Source: the annotation of a GenBank genome assembly
AUGGCAUCAAGUUCUUUCCCGCAACCUAGCUCGAAUUGGUCGGCCGAACAAAACAAGUUGUUCGAAACUGCUCUUGCGAUAUACGAUAAGGACUCUCCGGAUCGUUGGCGCAGCAUAGCCAAGAUGGUCCAAGGAGCGACCGAGGAGGAAGUUAAGAGGCGAUACGAGAUCCUUGUAGAUGAUAUAAAGAGCAUUGAGUCGGACAAAGUGCCGCUACCGAAUUACAAGAACGAAAGGAAGCAGCGAGGAAGACAACAUCAUAAGCAAUGA